AUGGCAGUACUCGACUGGAUUGCACUCAUUCUGUGUGUUUUAGCAAGCUUUGACAACCAUGUAGGCCGUGUGGGAGCUGUAGACAUAGGUGUUUGCCAUGGGAGGCAGGGAAAUGACCUUCCUGCAGCAACAGAUGUUAUCAAUCUCUACAAAAAACACGGCAUUGCAAAAAUUAGGCUCUUCGAACCUAACCAUGCAGAGCUCGAUGCCCUGAAAGGGAGUGGAAUCGGCCAAGCUGCUGUGGACAUAUGGUUCAACGACAAUGUAGCUCCUUAUAUAAAUGACGGUAACAUCAAUUACAUCGCCGUCGGUAACGAGCCCGACCUUCCCGGUCUAUCUUCGGACAAUUCUGGGCCCUAUGAGCAUUGGUUGGAGCAGGAUAGCUCUGUAAUUUGUAUGAUCACAAAUACACUUUAUGCUGAUGCACUCACUCUAGUGAUUGGAUGUCAAACUUCAAAGGAGGUAUGGGCUACUCUCAAGCAAAGAUAUGGUUCAAUUUCUGAGUAUCACAUUAUGCAAUUGAAGUCCAACUUACAUAAUAUCCAUAAGGGGUCUGAUUCAAUAGAGAAAUACUUGUUGCGAUUUAAAAGUGUUAGAGAUCAAUUGACUACUGUAGGAGUGAGAAUGUCUGACCAAGAUAUGAAAAUAUUAUUUCUUGCUGGACUUCCUAGUGAAUAUGGUCAUACGAGACAGGUUAUCGGCAGAAUUUGA
Molecule: messenger RNA, 711 nt
Organism: Rosa chinensis
Lineage: Eukaryota; Viridiplantae; Streptophyta; Magnoliopsida; Rosales; Rosaceae
Product: glucan endo-1,3-beta-glucosidase 6
Exons: 3
Coding region: 1-711 (236 amino acids)
Biological process (GO): carbohydrate metabolic process
Molecular function (GO): hydrolase activity, hydrolyzing O-glycosyl compounds
Source: RefSeq, a predicted model, not a curated record